Messenger RNA from Amphimedon queenslandica, 930 nucleotides. Its product is annotated as protein amalgam-like. The coding region runs from base 1 to 930 and encodes 309 amino acids. Gene Ontology annotation, molecular function: cell adhesion molecule binding. The transcript has 3 exons. The record is from RefSeq and is a predicted model, not a curated record. Gene Ontology annotation, biological process: cell-cell adhesion. NCBI's taxonomy places the organism in Eukaryota, Metazoa, Porifera, Demospongiae, Haplosclerida, Niphatidae. Gene Ontology annotation, cellular component: plasma membrane; cell-cell junction.
AUGGAUCAAUAUGCUCAUCCAGGAGAUACUGUUACCAUUAGUUGUAUGGCUGACUCCUACCCUCCUCCCACCUAUCAAUGGCAGGUAUUAAACACUAAUAUUAAUAUAUAUGAAAAUAUUCCUAGUGCAACAAUGUCCAGUUACACCACUGAAGAGAUUGAUUAUGAUCAGUUUGGUAUGUAUCGCUGUGCAGUAACUACACCAAUCAUUAAUGAAAGAAUAUACUCACAACCAGCACUGAUUACUGUAUCCUCCAAUAGCAGUGUCACUAUUGAUCCUGAUUUCAUCAUAACUAAAAAUGGUUCUGACGUUACAUUCAAUUGUCUAUCCAGAGGAGGACCCAAUAAUACAUUCAUAUGGCUGAGACCAUCAGCUCUUGAUUCUCUAAUAUCUAACAAUCCUUCAGUUAUUUCACUACUUAAUUCUGGGUCUCCAAUUGCAGUAGGUGACAUAGUUAACCAACUAUCAAACAUUACAUUAUCCAAUGGGCCUACUUUUACUCUAUACUCAAUCAAUGCUACUGAAGAUGGUGGUAGUUAUUCUUGCUAUGUGGUGAAUGCUGCUGGAGUAGAGAGCAAUACCACUACACUUUAUGUUAUACCAGUCAUCACAGAGGACCCAAGGGAAGUCUUCACUGAUGUCAAUGAAACUGUUACACUUUCUUGUUCUGCUGAUUCCUUCCCAGCCCCUAACUAUCAGUGGGAGAUGAUGAAUAGAACCAGUGGGUACUUUGAGCCUUUGACUGGUCAAACUAGCUACCAACUGACUUUACAUAUAGAGUAUGACCUGUAUGGUAUGUACAGGUGUGUAGCUACUGCUGAUGGUAUAAAAGAGAAUGCUACAUCAACUCGAGCACUUGUUACUGGUAAGCUCUUUUUUGGAGGCAAUCGCCUUGAUAUACUUAUGCUGUGUAAAAAUUAUGCUGUGUAA